This is a messenger RNA of Dioscorea cayenensis subsp. rotundata (Guinea yam), 1077 nucleotides long. Its product is annotated as protein DETOXIFICATION 16-like. Gene Ontology annotation, molecular function: antiporter activity; xenobiotic transmembrane transporter activity. The record is from RefSeq and is a predicted model, not a curated record. Gene Ontology annotation, biological process: xenobiotic detoxification by transmembrane export across the plasma membrane. Gene Ontology annotation, cellular component: membrane. The transcript is spliced from 6 exons. Bases 1 to 1077 code for a protein of 358 amino acids. NCBI's taxonomy places the organism in Eukaryota, Viridiplantae, Streptophyta, Magnoliopsida, Dioscoreales, Dioscoreaceae.
AUGGCGCAUGUCUUGGCGAGAGAAGAGCAUAACUUAAGGAAGGACCAUAUCAUCACUGAAGUAAAGAAGCAGGCAUGGCUAUCAGUGCCUAUCAUUGUUUCUGGAGUGCUUGAGAAACUAAUUCAAAUCAUCUCCCUCGCAUUUGUUGGUCAUCUUGGAGAGCUUCCCCUGUCUGCUGCUUCUAUGGCUACUUCCAUUUCUGGGAUCACUGGCAUAAGUAUAUUGGUGGGAAUGGGAAAUGCAUUGGAUACUUUAUGCGGACAAGCUUAUGGAGCAAAAGAAUACCAUUUGCUUGGUAUAUAUUUGCAAAAGGCCAUGCUUGUUAUUACCAUUGUGUGCAUGCCUCUUGCUUUCGUUUGGGCUUUCGCUGGUGAAAUCCUCCAUGCAAUUGGUCAAAAUAAAGAGAUAUCAAUGGCCGCUCAAUUAUACGCUAGGUGCAUGAUACCAGUUUUGUUUACUUAUGGCCUCCUUCAAUGUUAUUAUAGGUUUUUACAGGCUCAAAAUAUCGCCUUUCCUAUGAUGUUAACUUCAGGCUUCACAAUUUUAGUUCACAUCUUUACAUGUUGGCUUUUGAUCAUCAAAUGGAAGAUUGGCUACAUUGGAGCUGCCAUUGCAAAUUCACUAUCAUACUGUUUAUCUUUCGUAUUAAUUGCAAGUUAUGUGCAGUUAUCUUCAAGAUUCAAGCACACUUGGACUGGCUUCUCAAAGCAAGCUUUGCAUGAUUUCUCAAGUCUCCUUAGACUUGUAAUUCCUUCUGCUUCAAUGAGUUGCUUAGAAUAUUGGUCAUUUGAAGCUAUUGUACUUAUGUCUGAUUUUCUUCCAAACCCAAAAUUAGAAACAUCAGUACUGGCAAUUUGUCUAAACACAGCUAUAAUUACAUACAUGAUCCCGAUCGGUAUAGGUGCUUCACUAAGUACACAUGUUUCCAAUGAAUUGGGGGCUGGAAAUCCACGAAAUGCUCACUCAGCAAUAUAUGUUGCCGGAACAAUAGCAAUUUUUGAAGGGUUGAUAGUAUUGUUAGAGGAUGUGGUUGGCAAAAAUUUGGAGUUGUUGUUAACAUUGGUGCUUUCUAUAUAG